AUGGCGGAGCCGAUACCAUCCGCCUCGAAUGCGGCCGAUGCUGCCGACGAUGAGACCCAAAAUCUGCCCAACAAUGCGGAGGACCGCAAAGCCGCCGCAGCAUUAAAUGCACUAAACGCCAACGCCAUGUCCCAGGAAGGCGAUUCGUCUAACAAGCAACCGUCAGCGGCUGAUCAAGAGGCCCUCGGCAAAGCCAUGUCGCGGUUAGAGAUCGUCAGCGGUCUGGGAAAGAAGAGCGAGACGAAGAAACCGGAGCAGAAGAAGGAAGCAGAAGUCAAGAAGAAGAUUAAGGUGUCUAACGAAGAUGUUGCUUUCCUUGUGCGUAAAGAAUCUAUCAAUUUUCCAGGUGUCGUCGCUGAAUCCAAACAGGUCGAUGAGCUGGACUUGAGUAAGGCUAAAGCCACGGAACUCAUCCGAUCACACGACGGGGAUGUGAUCAAGGCCGCAAGAGCAUACAUCGCGCCUGCAGUCAAGGUAUGA
Molecule: messenger RNA, 480 nt
Organism: Cyphellophora attinorum
Lineage: Eukaryota; Fungi; Ascomycota; Eurotiomycetes; Chaetothyriales; Cyphellophoraceae
Exons: 1
Coding region: 1-480 (159 amino acids)
Biological process (GO): negative regulation of apoptotic process; protein stabilization
Source: RefSeq, a predicted model, not a curated record